Messenger RNA from Mytilus californianus (California mussel), 608 nucleotides. RefSeq lists its product as uncharacterized. The coding region runs from base 84 to 470 and encodes 128 amino acids. The record is from RefSeq and is a predicted model, not a curated record. NCBI's taxonomy places the organism in Eukaryota, Metazoa, Mollusca, Bivalvia, Mytilida, Mytilidae. The transcript is spliced from 2 exons.
AUAAAUUAAAAAUCAUGUCUGAGAUGGAAUCAUAAAAGAAUAAGGUCCCAGAUAGACAACAAGUGCUUUUUUUUUAGAGGAAUAUGGCUGACCAUAAUGUCCAACUAAAACAACUUUUGAAAACUCAGGAAAAGAUAACUACACACCAGAAAUUAAUUGAAAUCCAAAUAAGACAAAGUGACCAAAGACUAUUUAAAAGUACAAUAGAUGAAAAUAUGUCUGUUCAAGUCCAACAACUUACCAGGAAAUCUGUUCUGGAGGGAAUGGCUAAGGUGUUAAUCAAAAUCAAAGAAUCAACAGACAAAAAGAUAGAAGCACUGGCUCAUUGUGAUACAGAUACAGACUUCACACUUCACUCAUCAAUGGACAAUUCAAACAGUCAAUCUUAUGGAACAUCACUCUUGAAUUUGAAAAGAGAUAAGUUUGCAGGACCAAUUACAGAACUUUUUACACUUCAAAGAAAUGUAUGAUGCAGGCUGAGCCUAAGUUUUAAGAUAGUGCUGGAGAUUUACUUUGUGCUUAGGAGUUAUUGAAAAUACUGACAGUGCUAAUAGAUUUAAUGGUGCUUUAUUGUUUCCUUAUGUGUCAAAUACAGUUUAUGUGUCAUA